Mesorhabditis belari is the source of this 288-nucleotide messenger RNA. NCBI's taxonomy places the organism in Eukaryota, Metazoa, Nematoda, Chromadorea, Rhabditida, Rhabditidae. The record is from the annotation of a GenBank genome assembly.
AUGUUCUGGACGCCGAAUAUUAAAAAGGAGCAACUUGUGAAGUUAACGAUCGGUUUAACAAGUCUCGUGUCGAUGACUGUUUUAUUGCAAAUGCUUUCAGAUGCUAUUCCAAAGACUUCUGUUUUUCCCUUAUUAGGUAUUUAUGUGCAUUGUCGAACUAACAAGCGCCAUGUCCGAUUAUCACAAUCGGUUCUCCUUUUUGACAAGCUUCAUAUCACGACCGAGGCAAACGGGAUGAGUGCUAUCAGUAAAUUUGACAGGCUCAUUUGUUUAAAUGAUAGAAUAUUG